Aplysia californica (California sea hare) is the source of this 3478-nucleotide messenger RNA. RefSeq names its product multidrug resistance-associated protein 4. NCBI's taxonomy places the organism in Eukaryota, Metazoa, Mollusca, Gastropoda, Aplysiida, Aplysiidae. The record is from RefSeq and is a predicted model, not a curated record. Gene Ontology annotation, cellular component: membrane. Gene Ontology annotation, biological process: transmembrane transport. Gene Ontology annotation, molecular function: ABC-type transporter activity; ATP hydrolysis activity; ATP binding.
GAGAACGGACAUUCUUCAAAAGGAGGACGUCUGGAGAUGGCAAAGUGUCUGGAGGUGCCCAGGUUUCCCGAAGUCUUGGAUUCUUGACUGCCCGGGUAUCAGCGAGAAAUAAUUGUCAUUCAUGGUGUUGAUGCCUUUGGGAGAAUCUUGAUUGCCCCAUACGCCUCAAGACGUGAGAGUCUCUAAGUCUUAAGUCAGAUAAGUAGAUGCGUUUCUUGUUCAAUCCACUUUCUGCAUUCUCCUUCACUCCUUCCUUCCAUCCUUCCUUCCUUCCUUCCGUGUAGAGACCACCUGUCCUGGAAUAUGAAGGUACUCUCCGGCAAGGCGGUGUGGGGCGCCCUCUAUAACAACAGCGUGUUCCUGGUCAACUUGGCCUUCCUCGUAAGCUAUUUCCUGGUGGAGGAGCAGCCUCGGGCCAGCAUUGUCUACUCGUUCGUGGCCUACAGCAUCAUACUGACGCGGCUGUGGAUGGGCCAGGUGUUUUUGGCGGUGUUCACCAUAGCCGAUACAUACGUGGCCAAAGUCAGGGUGCAGAAUUUUCUGCUCCUGGAGGAACUUGACCACUCAUCCAAUGUGGAGAAAUCUAACCUGAGACCCAAACCGGAGGACGCCUUUGUUCAACUGGACGGUGUGACUGCCAAGUGGGAGGGGGAGGGGUCUUCCCUCCUGAUGAGCAUCCUGGGAGAGCUCCCGACCCAGAAGGGUGAUGUGCGGGUGUCCGGCCGUGUGGCCUACGUAUCCCAGCAGCCUUGGAUCUUCUCGGGAAGCGUGCGACAGAACAUCGUGUUUGGUGGCGUUUUCGACAAGUCGCGCUAUGACAAGGUCGUCAAAGUCAGCGCGCUCAAGCGGGACUUUGAAAUCAUGCCACAAGGUGAUGCUACGCUCAUCGGAGACCGGGGCGUGAGUCUGAGCGGGGGUCAAAGGGCGCGCGUGUCACUGGCCCGUGCCCUCUACAUGGACGCUGAUAUCUACCUGCUAGAUGACCCGCUCAGUGCCGUGGACACAGCUGUUGGAAGACAUAUCUUUGAGAAAUGCAUUGUGGGCUACCUCAAGCACAAGCCGAGAAUUCUGGUGACUCACCAAGUCCAGUUCUUGCCUGUAGCUGACAACAUUUUUAUUCUGAAAGAGGGUAAGAUAGAGAGUCAGGGUUCCUACGACGACCUCUCCCAGUCCGGCGUGGACUUCGCGGAGCUGCUGAAGCAGACGGAGGAGGAGGAGGGGGAGGAGGCUGUCUCUCCAGGUCUGACCUCUGUGCCCGAGGAGGUCGCUGUGCCGCCCAUGCCAGAUGUACAGGAUCUGGGAUCUCAGAUGUCGCUGCACAGUAUGGUGGAUGAUUACGAGCCGGAACCGGUCCAGCUGCCGGAGCAGGAAGAACGCGCGUCGGGCACGGUUGGCUUUGGCGUGUACCUCGAGUACUUCAAGGCGGGCACGGGCGUGUUAAAGUUCACCUUCCUUGUGCUGGUGAACAUAGCUGCACAGGUGUUUUAUGUGGGCAGUGACUGGUGGCUGUCUAGAUGGUCUAACCUAGAAGAGGACCGCUACGCGGCCAUUAAAGCGCACGAGCAUUUCCUGGCCGACAACAACAUCACAGACCUGGCCAACACCAGCCUCAGCAGCAACAUCACCAUCCCUUACGUGGACAGCACCUUCAACAUCGGCAUCUUCUCCGCCAUCAUCGCCGUAGUCUUCCUCUUUGGCUUGGUCCGUGCGCUGCUUUUCUUCAAGAUCGCGGUCGACGCCUCCCAGACCCUUCACAACCAGAUGUUUGCUCGGAUUCUCCGCUCGCCUAUCUCCUUCUUCGACAACAACCCUGUCGGUCGUAUCCUGAACCGCUUCUCCAAAGAUGUGGGCCACAUGGACGAUCUUCUCCCCGUCACCUUCUUCGACUUUAUCCAGUGUUCUCUGCUCAUCCUGGGCAUCGUCCUGGUGGCGGGCGUGGUCAACCCGUACGUGUUCAUUCCCACAGUGCCCCUGGGCAUCAUGUUUGUGAUCGUGCGACGCUACUACCUGCAGACGUCCCGCGGCAUAAAACGACUGGAGGGAACCUCGCGUAGCCCCGUAUUCUCGUACCUGAGUGCCACGCUACAAGGUCUACACACCGUGCGCUCCAUGAAGAUGGAAGAGAAGUUCAUGCAGGAGUUCGACAACUACCAGGACAAACACUCCGAGGCCUGGUUCCUGUUCCUGGCCACUAGUCGCUGGCUGGCCGUGAGGCUCGACUGGCUGUGUGCCGGAUUUGUCAUCGCUGUCACUUUCUGCUCCGUAUUUGCGGCUGAAUCCAUGAGCCCUGGCCUGGUCGGUCUGUCCAUCACGUACACGAUGACCCUUAUGGGGAUGUUCCAGUGGGGGGUGAGGCAGAGUGCCGAGGUGGAGAACCAGGACCCAGUGCUGUUCACAGGCUCUCUGAGAAAGAACCUUGACCCCUUCAGCCACCACAAGGACGACGUGUUGUGGAAAGCGCUCGAUGAGGUGAAGCUGAGGGAGCAGGUGAAGGAGCUGCCCGAGGGUUUGGGUGCGGAAGUUUCCGAGGGCGGGAUCAACUUCAGCGUGGGUCAGCGACAACUGAUCUGUCUGGCCCGCGCCGUGUUACGGCAUAACAAGAUACUGAUGAUUGAUGAGGCUACCGCUAAUGUGGACCCUAUAGCUAACUCUCCUCGCGUGGCAAAUGGCGUCAAGCCUGGCACGCUGCGGCCGAAGGACGACCCACGCAGCGACAGCACCUUGAACGACGUGCCAUCCAGUCUGAACAGCAACGACCUUGCCGCGACCUACGACAUCUCCGACAUCGAGACCAGUCUCAGAACGAUGGACGAUGACGACGACAAUGCUUCUGACGCCACGGGAGACGAGAGGAGGGUCAAGGUCGCGGCGGAUGAUGACAAGGGUCAAGACGCAUCUGAGAGGUCGACGGCAGAGUCGGAGAGAGCGUCUUUACUUCCUGCCUCGGGUUCGGCGUCUUCCUCCAGCGCGAAGACUGCGGGUAAAGGCUCGGCUGCCGUGAAAGACUCUGCCCAAAAGUCUCGGGGCAAAGAUGAUGGCGUUGACGAGGAGGAGGAAGAGGAGGAGGAUGAUAUUGAUGAAAGUGACGUAUUGCUCAGGUCUGGGGAUCGGGGUCAAGUGUCAGACAGCAAAGGUCACGGGGGUGGUUCUUUAGACGUAUGAAUGAGACGUGAGCGUUAGACAGACGUGCAGUUGGUAGGAGAAGAUUCCCUGGUAUUUUAUAUAUGGGCAAAUGAGUGCCAGAAUCUAGUAAAUCAGAUCCCCCCCCCCCCCUUUUUUUUCUGCGUUUCGUCAUCAUACUGUUCUACUGUUCUGAGCCCAAAAGGAAAGGCAAAGUUUUCAACAAAAAAAUAUAAAUAUUUUUUUUCCAAGGAAUCUCAAGCUUUGCUUUGGCAGCCAUCUUCUUGUUAAUUUUUCUAUGGCAAAUAUCUCGACUUCUGUUGAAGAAAGAAAGGGAGAAAACUCUUUUAUUCUUUUA